This is a messenger RNA of Aspergillus mulundensis, 1317 nucleotides long. RefSeq names its product NAD(P)/FAD-dependent oxidoreductase. The record is from RefSeq and is a predicted model, not a curated record. The coding region runs from base 1 to 1317 and encodes 438 amino acids. Gene Ontology annotation, molecular function: saccharopine oxidase activity; flavin adenine dinucleotide binding; sarcosine oxidase activity. Lineage: Eukaryota; Fungi; Ascomycota; Eurotiomycetes; Eurotiales; Aspergillaceae. The transcript has 6 exons.
AUGGCAUCGCGAGCAAACACCAAAAUCAUCGUGGUCGGUGGCGGCGGCACAAUGGGCUCUUCGACAGCCCUCCACCUCCUGCGCACCGGCUACACCCCCUCAAACAUCACAGUCCUCGACACAUACCCGAUCCCAUCCGCACAAUCAGCCGGCUAUGACCUGAACAAGAUCAUGAGCAUCCGGCUGCGCAACAAGCCAGACCUACAACUUUCUCUCGAGGCAUUGGACAUGUGGAAGAACGAUCCACUGUUCAAGCCCUUCUUUCACAACGUUGGAAUGAUCGACGUCUCCUCAACAGAGGAAGGCAUUGAAGGCCUCCGCAAGAAGUACCAGUCAUUAGUUGACGCAGGCAUCGGACUCGAGAAGACAAAUUUCCUGCUUGAAAGUGAAGAUGAGAUCCUGGCGAAGGCGCCGCAUUUCACACGGGAGCAGAUCAAGGGCUGGAAAGGCUUGUUCUGCGGUGACGGCGGCUGGCUUGCUGCUGCCAAGGCCAUCAAUGCCAUUGGGCUGUACCUGAAGGAGCAGGGCGUCAAGUUCGGAUUCGGCGGUGCCGGGUCAUUCAAGAGGCCUCUCUUCGCCGACGCCGGGGAGAAGACGUGCAUUGGCGUUGAGACUGUGGACGGCACAAAGUACUACGCCGAUAAGGUCGUUCUGGCAGCUGGAGCUUGGAGUCCCACAUUGGUCGACUUGGAGGAGCAGUGCGUCUCAAAGUGCUGGGUCUUCGCCCACAUGCAACUCACCCCAGCCGAAGCAGCCGUGUACAAAGAUACCCCAGUCAUCUACGACGGCGACUACGGCUUCUUCUUUGAGCCGAACGAAAACGGCAUCAUAAAAGUCUGCGAUGAGUUCCCAGGCUUCACACACUUCAAAUCCCACAAACCCUACGGCGCCUCCUCCCCAAAACCCAUCUCCGUCCCCCGUUCCCACGCCCAACACCCCACGGACACAUACCCGCACGCCUCCGAAAUCACCAUCAAAAAGGCCAUAUCCCGCUUCCUCCCCAAAUUCAACAACAAGGAACUCUUCAACCGCGCCAUGUGCUGGUGCACGGAUACAGCUGACGCGAAUUUGCUUGUUUGCGAGCACCCCCGCUGGAAGGGGUUCUAUCUUGCGACGGGCGAUAGCGGGCACUCGUUCAAGUUGCUUCCUAAUAUCGGGAAGCACGUUGUGGAGUUGCUGGAGGGGACUCUGCCGCCUGUUAUGGCGGAGGCGUGGAGGUGGAGGCCUGGCAGUGGGGAUGCGUUGAAGAGUCGGCGUGCGGCGCCGGCGAAGGAUUUGGCGGAUAUGCCGGGGUGGAGGAAUGAGGCGAAGAUGUAA